Molecule: messenger RNA, 803 nt
Organism: Daphnia pulicaria
Lineage: Eukaryota; Metazoa; Arthropoda; Branchiopoda; Diplostraca; Daphniidae
Exons: 2
Coding region: 87-686 (199 amino acids)
Source: RefSeq, a predicted model, not a curated record
CUCACUUUUCCAACAGUGUCUUAUUCGUCGCUGCACGUUUAAAACUCAUCUUAAGUCGAGCUUACUUUAUUUAACUUCAAUUCAAAAUGCGUCUUGCACUGUCCGUCCUUGUUGUUUUGUUGGCUUAUGUAAGCGCUCAGGAUCAGCAGCCCCAGUACAUUGUCUACCGCAAUCCUUACCAGGCUCCUUACUACGGAGAUGCCGUCAUCAACCCUGAAGACCCACGAUUUUUCCGCCCGACGACUACCACGACGACGACGUCAACUUCCACCGUGACUUGCACCAAGUCCACUGCUGCUUGUGGUGGCCGCAGACGUCGCGAACUUCUGUUUGCCGGAGAAGAGGAAGAGCAGUUCCCCAUUGUUCCCACAGCCGUCAAAGGAGUUGAACCCACCCAACUAUCCAGCCGAGAUGCUCGCGCUGCCGAUCCUCAGCAGGUGUAUGUUGUGCCACCUCAGUUCGCCUACCAGCCCCAGUCUGGAUUCCAGAGUGGUCCGUACAACUACCACCCAGUUGUUCUUCCUUUCUACGGCUCACAGUACCAACCUGCUCAGCGCCUUUUCUUUAAUCAGAUUCAAUCUGCUUUGACGGUGACCAAGACCUCAACUGUCUUCGCCAUCACCACCUCCACCUCAACUCCAGCUUGCUCUGUCGCCGGCACCAUCCCCCAAUGUCCAAAUGCUUAAUUUAUUCAAAACCAUUAUUUAAACAUGCUUUACGACGCGGGGAACAGAAUCGUAAUGCAUCUUGAAGCACUUUAUACUCUGUUUCUUAGUUAAAUACACACAUCAUAGCAUAAGCUA